CUCUGUCUCUCUGGCCGGCCCAGACAUUUCUGCCCCGUUAGCCUGGUUGCCGGCCCCGCCUCCCCAGGCCCGCUUUGCGGGGCAGACCAGGAGCCUGGGUCGCAGGGGCUCGACUCCCCUGGGCCCUGUGGCUGACAGAGUGUCACCUUGGGUCUUGGCCAUGAACGCCUCUAGAGGAAGGAGGCAGGAAGCAGCAGGGCCCAAGGGUAGAAGGGCUCACAGACCCCGGGAACAGGACCGAGAUGUACAACUGUCCAAGGCUCUGUCCUAUGCCCUGCGCCACGGGGCCCUGAAGCUGGGGCUUCCCAUGGGGGCCGAUGGUUUUGUGCCCCUGGGCACCCUCCUGCAGCUGCCCCAGUUCUGCAGCUUCUCAGUUGAAGAUGUGCAGCGCGUGGUGGACACCAAUGGGAAGCAGCGGUUCGCCCUGCGGCCAGGGGACCCCGGCGCCGGCCCUCUCAUCCGGGCCAAUCAGGGUCACUCCCUGCAGGUACCUGAGUUGGAGCUGAUUCCCCUGGAGGCCCCGCAGGCCCUGCCCCUGAUGCUCGUCCAUGGCACAUUCUGGCAGCACUGGCCAUCCAUCCUGCUCAAGGGCCUAUCCUGCCGGGGGAGGACGCACAUCCACCUGGCCGCGGGACUGCCUGGGGACCCUGGUGUCAUCAGUGGCAUGCGGCCAAAUUGCGAAGUGGCCGUGUUCAUCAACGGGCCCCUGGCCCUGGCAGAUGGAAUCCCCUUCUUCCGCUCUGCUAAUGGGGUGAUCCUGACUCCAGGGAACGCUGAUGGCGUCCUGCCUCCCAAGUAUUUCAAGGAGGCCCUGCAGCUACGCCCUACCCGAAAGCCCCUCUCCUUGGCUGGUAAUGAAGAGACAGAGUGUCAGAGUGACCCCAAGCACAGCUCCAGAGGAAGAAGGAUGACCCAACAAUAAAAUAUUUAUUUUUUUUAAAUGUAAAAAGAUAACAAAAGAGAAACU
Eubalaena glacialis (North Atlantic right whale) is the source of this 967-nucleotide messenger RNA. RefSeq names its product tRNA phosphotransferase 1 (gene TRPT1). Gene Ontology annotation, biological process: tRNA splicing, via endonucleolytic cleavage and ligation. Gene Ontology annotation, molecular function: tRNA 2'-phosphotransferase activity. The transcript has 8 exons. The record is from RefSeq and is a predicted model, not a curated record. NCBI's taxonomy places the organism in Eukaryota, Metazoa, Chordata, Mammalia, Artiodactyla, Balaenidae. The coding region runs from base 161 to 922 and encodes 253 amino acids.